AACCGUAUACAAUUACUCCCGUUUAGCAUCGAUAGACAGGAACGAAACAAGGCUAUGGAUAGCACCACCGUGGAGCCAAGUGUUGCCCUGGAAGCUGGGGCGGAGCAGCUGUCAACGGCGGCAGAAUCGGUGAAGAAGAUGAAGAUACUGGUGGCGAUAGACGAUAGCGACGAAAGCUUCUAUGCACUGGGAUGGGUUCUUGACAACUUCUUCAAGCAACCAUUGGCAUUGGAUGUGCUCACAAUUGUACACGUGAUUGAGCCAUUCCCCAGCUACGUCUUCCCCGGCGCACCCGCUAUUUUCCCAACAACUUCACUACAUUCUGUGAAAAAAGUGGAACAACAAAAUGCUUCAGCGAUACUCAAUCAUGCUCUGCAGAUUUGUACUGAGAAAAAGGUAGAAGCAAAAAGUUCACUCCUUGAGGGAGAUCCAAAGGAAGUGAUUUGUGAAGCUGCAGAGCUCAUGCAAAUGGAUCUUCUUGUUGUAGGUAGCCGUGGACUUGGAAUGAUCAAGAGGGCUUUCUUGGGAAGUGUUAGUGACCAUGUUGCUCAUCAUGCAAAAUGCGCCGUUCUCAUUGUAAAGCCAUCGAAAGAAUCCCAAAAAUAGUUGUAAAAAUGUGGCUUUGAAGUCUUCACUUAUGUGCACGAGAUAGUUAUCCCAAAAAUAGUUGUAAAAAUGUGGCUUUGAAUUCUUCACUUAUGUGCACAAGAUAGUUACUCUUUUCAUAGCUCUGCGAAAAAGGAUUUGAUCGUCUUCCGUUUUACUUUAUGCUUAAAACUUAUUUUUGGCCGCA
Messenger RNA from Olea europaea var. sylvestris, 793 nucleotides. RefSeq names its product universal stress protein Slr1101-like. Lineage: Eukaryota; Viridiplantae; Streptophyta; Magnoliopsida; Lamiales; Oleaceae. The record is from RefSeq and is a predicted model, not a curated record. The transcript has 4 exons. The coding region runs from base 55 to 606 and encodes 183 amino acids.